AUGCAAUCGAAUAAAGAAACAAAUCAAAUAGAAACCAUUAUCAUAGAUAAUGAUAAUAGUCUGCCGAUUGCACGACCAUCGCCGAAUGGUCUAGCAGGGCUACCUGCACCACUUGAUCUCAGUGAGUUCUCAGAAAUGUUUGAUGAAUGGUUACCUGAACCAAUACCAGGACAAAAACGAAAAAUAGGACAUCGAAGAGAUGAUCCACCAACACCUCCAUCACCGAGACUACCUCCGCCAAUUAUUCCUAGAAGAGCAUUACCACCAAGAAACAGUAAUGUUCCUAUAAAAGGAGGAUCGUUACGAUCAUCACCAAUAUUAAAUGAUGAUGAGAAAAUGCUGAUUUCUCAGCAGCAAAGAUCAUGCAAUGCUCUAUUGCCAAAAGAACAAGAAAAACAAGAUGAAAAAGAGAAAAAAGAACAACUAAAAAUUCAAUCAUCUAUAACGAUUGUAGCUAAAGAAUGUUCAAUGGUAAUAUCACCAUUGCAAAGCUCAACACCAGAAAAAAAUGAAAAAAUAAUGAAAUCACCAUCAGUGAUACCAAAAAAUGGUAUAAUAAGAACAGCAACAAUAAUAAUGAGUGAAUCAUUUGAUUUUGCAAUCAUACCAAUAGAAUGCAAAUAUCAUUUUAAAAGAACGAAACAAAAAUGUACGUAUGAAACAAUAAAAAUCCAUCAAGAAUUUCUAGAAAAUAAAUAUAAACAAUUAGAGAAUGAGAGAGAAGAAAAAUUGCAAGCAUCAUUCGAUCAAUAUAUACGAGCAAAAGUAGUUUCUUUGAUAAGAACUGCUAUCGAAAAGCAAAUCGAGAAUAAGAAAAAUAAUGAUCAAAGAAGAUUAGAUAAUCUUCUACUUGAUCAAAUGCGAGAAAGAGCUGCACGCGAAAUAAAACAUAUAGGAACAUCAAAAGAACAACAAUGCAUACAAAUUUUGCAUGAAAAAUUCAUGAGAACAUUAGAUCUAAAACUACAAUAUGAUAAACUUGAAAAACGAUUUCUAGAAAAUAUGCCACCACCAUCUCUCAAUGUUUUCGAUAAAAUAGAACUGCAUGCGAAAGGACUUAAACAAGAUAAUACAUAUUUUAGUUCACUUCGUGAGCAAUGGAAAAAUGUCCUUAGAAAAACAAAACUAGAUCUUACAAUAUUAAUGAGGCAAGCGAAACUAACUGAACUAGAACAAGAAAAAAAUGAAUAUAAAGAACUAUUAGAAAAAUAUUCACUUUCAAUUUCUCUACGAGAAUCAUAUGAAACACUAAAACAUGGCGUACACAAUGAACGAAAAUUAGUGUACGCCCUAUCCCAUCAUCAUCCCGGUUAUCCCAAAUCGAAACUACACCCACAUUUCAGUCGCAUAAAUUUUCCGCCUCAAGCUAAUAAUAAAGCCUUUCUAUUGCAAAAUGCAGAAGCUCGAGUGCUGAAUUUAGGACCAAAAUUUGUUCCGCCAGCACCUCAACAAGUUCUAGAACGUCUUCCGAAAGAAAUAGACGUUAUGAAAGAAAAAAUAGCAGCAGCGUGGAGAAGAGCAACUGGAACACUAGGGAGAGAACCACCAAUAGUUACAAAAUUCUGUGAGCGUAUUGAAGGAGAAAUACGAAAAACAGUUGAAACAGAAAAUAUAAAAGAUCAAAAUUUAAAACCUACGAUAUCUUUUUUUCAAAAAAUACAGAAACAGAAAAAAGUAAUCUUUCGACAAACAGACAAAUCUAAAGUUUUUCACGUAGAUACUCCUAACAAUUACAUACAGAAAUCGAUCGCAUAUAUGAGUAAAACAAACGCAUAUAAAGAAAUAUCUGAGUCUCCAAUAAAAGAGAUGAUAGAAAGAACUGAUAAAUUCUUACGAAACUUGGUUUCAGAUAAAAAAAUGCCGCAAUAUAUAAUGGAAAGAUUACGACCAUCUCAGUCUGAAUCAGAACUACCACACUUAUAUUAUAAUCCUAAAGAUCACAAAAUAGGAGAACCUUUAAGGCCAAUUGUAAGUGGAAUAAAAUCCCCGUUGGCAAAAUUGUCUAGUUUUUUGGACAAAAUCAUACGUCCUCUGUUCGAUAAACAUACUGACUAUGCACUUUCUAAUUCGAUAACAUUUUUGAAAUAUUUAAAAGAAUUUAAAACAACAACAGAAACGAAUCUAUACACGUUCGAUAUCACAGAUUUGUAUACCAUGAUUCCGCAAAAAGAAGCGGUAUUAGCUAUAUGUGAAUUUUUAGGAAGGCAUGGAUAUAAAAAAGUGCAAGGUCUAUCAAUAAAUACGAUAAAAAAUAUGUUCUUACAUGUAUUAGAAAAUUCCUUUUUUGUACUACAAUUACCAGGAAUGAAACCAAAAUUUUAUCAACAAAUUCGAGGAGGGGCGAUGGGUUCAGCCUGCACUCAAGUGCUUGCUGAUGUCUAUGUGAAAAAAUGGGAAAGUAAAUUUGUGGAGCAACAAAAACAACAAGAGCAACUAUAUUUCAGAUUUAGAGAUGAUGUUUUCUUCACCACUACACUACCACCUCAACAAAUAGAAAGAAAUCUAACAGAAUUGAAUGAGAAAGAUCAUAAUAUAAAGAUAACAUGGGAAA
Messenger RNA from Rotaria socialis, 2551 nucleotides. NCBI's taxonomy places the organism in Eukaryota, Metazoa, Rotifera, Eurotatoria, Philodinida, Philodinidae. The record is from the annotation of a GenBank genome assembly.